Messenger RNA from Schistocerca piceifrons (Central American locust), 366 nucleotides. RefSeq lists its product as uncharacterized. The transcript is spliced from 2 exons. Bases 1 to 366 code for a protein of 121 amino acids. The record is from RefSeq and is a predicted model, not a curated record. Lineage: Eukaryota; Metazoa; Arthropoda; Insecta; Orthoptera; Acrididae.
AUGUUGGGCGGUGAGGGCCCAACCGAGAAUGCGAGCGCGGCUACGGCCGCCCGCCGCUACGUCACGUCGCACGCCGGGGCGAGCCGCCAUCACUGUAGGAGCCGCCGCGGGCCACGCAGCACCCUCUCGCAGCCGCCCCCGACGCCGCCUCCGCCGCCAGCUCUGUGUGAUGUAAGCCGGCUACCUAUCCGAUUCGGCUCCGGGUCCGUACUACGGCCGGGUGACCACGCCCAGCUCGUCACCGCCACGGAGCCCGCCGCCGCCUCGGCCCCACACAUGCAGUCGACUACCGGCCGCCACACCGACACUGGCGGCUUCGCAAAGUGUGUGAAGAACAGUCAUUAUAUGAAGAGAGACUCCCAAUAA